GUUAACCACGCUACAUGUUUUAUAAAUUAAUUAAAUUUAUUAAAAUAAAAUAAACAAUUAGUUUUAAAAUUAAAGAUCAUAUCUUAAGCACAUUAUUAUUCAUCGGAAGUAAAAAGAGUGAUAAAAAUGCAGUGAAAACAGGAUUGGAUCUUAUUCCUUCUAAAACAUCACAAAAUUAAAAAUGUCCGACAUGGAUAAAAGAAAAAAAGAAGAAGUGAAAAGUAAACUAUAUAAAGUGGUUUUAUAUUGUUCGGUGCCAUUUUUAUUUUAACUUGAUUAUGUUAUAAAUAAGAAAUAAAUAAUCACAUAAAUUGCAUAAAAGAAUAGAAAAGAAACAAAAGUGUAAAUUAAGACACAUGCAUUUGAUGUAGUUGAUAUAGUGUUGAUGAACGUUUCUUAAGUUUAAAAUUGAUCAUUGCAAUUUUUUUAUCGUAUAAAAAUUUUGCAAUUAAAUGUCUUAAAAUGUGGUCGAAGCAUAGAUUCUCAAUGGAAUUUAAUUGGAUAUCAUAUUCAUUAGCAAUAUUUAUUAUAUUUGGAUUAAUAAAUUCAAGUUUUGCAUUUCUUAGUUGUAAUCCAUCGCCAUGUAAAAAUAACGGAGUGUGUAUAGCAAAAUCAAAAAAUGAGUCUUAUUGCAAUUGUACAUCUCGAUAUGUUGGUGAUUUUUGUCAAUAUACAAAUCCUUGUUUGACUGCUCCACGAUGUCAGAACGGUGGAACUUGUGUAUUUCAAGUGAAAGACGAGCAAGCAACGUUCGAGUGUAAAUGUCCAAUGGGAUUUUCAGCAAGCUUAUGUGAAAUUAGCGAAGAUACUGCAUGCAGUUCAUCGCCAUGUAAAAAUGGUGGUGAUUGCGUUUUGAGAUCGAUAGACGAAUACGAUUGUAGAUGUCAAGAGGGAUUCUCAGGUCGAAAUUGUGAAAAAUCUAAUCUAUGUGCAUCAUCACCUUGCAAGAAUGGAGGAAGAUGUUCGAUGACGCUUAAUAAUAAAUAUAAAUGCACAUGUCCUCCAGGCUUUAAAGGGCCAAAUUGUACAGAAGAUGUUAAAGAAUGCCUUAAUAAUCCAUGCAAGAACAGUGGAACUUGUAUAGAAAGCUUUGGCUCGUACAAAUGCAUAUGUGAGCCAAAAUAUACUGGAAGAAAUUGUGAAUCUCCAUAUAUCCCUUGUUUUCCAUCACCUUGUCAAAACGGAGGUACAUGCAGACCAUUCGGAACAUAUUAUGAAUGCAAAUGUCCACCGGGAUUCACUGGAAAAGACUGCGAAGAGAAUGUUGACGAUUGUCCCGGUCAUUUAUGCCAAAACGGAGGAACUUGCAUUGAUGGUGUAAACACCUACAGAUGCCGAUGUCCACCCAAUUUCACGGGAAGCUAUUGUGAAAUUGAUGUUGACGAAUGCACAAGGCCCGUUUGUCAAAAUGGUGCAACGUGUACUAAUUCUCAUGGUAGUUAUGCAUGUAUUUGUGUUAAUGGUUGGACGGGAGAUGAUUGCAGUGAAAAUAUUGACGAUUGUGUUGAUGCUGCUUGCUUUAAUGGUGCAACAUGCAUUGACGGAGUUGGAAAUUUUGCGUGCCGAUGCACACCAGGAAAGACUGGAUUAUUAUGUCAUUUGGAUGAUGCUUGCACAUCAAAUCCUUGUCAUAAGGAUGCCAUAUGUGAAACGAGUCCGAUCGAUGGUUCCUUUACAUGUUCAUGCGCUCAAGGAUUCACAGGUGUUAACUGUUCAGAGGAUAUUAAUGAAUGUGAUAUUGGAUCGCCGUGCGAACAUAAUGGAAUUUGCGUUAAUACACCAGGAUCAUUUCGUUGUAACUGCACACAAGGAUUUACUGGUCCGCGAUGCGAAACAAACAUCAAUGAAUGUGAGUCACAUCCAUGUCAGAAUGAAGGUAGCUGUUUGGACGAUCCUGGGACAUUUAGAUGCGUUUGUAUGCCAGGAUUCACUGGAACUCAAUGCGAAAUUGAUAUUGAUGAAUGCGCUAGCAUGCCAUGCCUUAACGGUGGAACUUGCCAUGAUUAUAUAAAUUCGUUUAAAUGUUCGUGUGCUAUUGGAUUUUCGGGAUCGCGAUGUCAAACGAAUAUCGAUGACUGUGAAUCAUCACCUUGUAGAAAUGGUGGAACUUGUCAUGAUGCCAUUGCAGGUUAUUCUUGUGAAUGUUCGCCUGGUUAUAUGGGUCCGUCGUGUGAGAUCAAUAUUAAUGACUGCCUGUCAAAUCCAUGUCAUCGUGGUAUCUGUAUUGACGGUGAUAAUUCCUUUACAUGCCAAUGCAAUCCGGGCUAUACUGGUGCACUUUGUCAAACUCAAAUUAAUGAAUGCGAAUCAGAUCCUUGUCAACAUGGUGGAAAAUGUGAUGAUCUCAUUGGUGGAUACAGAUGUAGUUGUUUGCCAGGCACAUCAGGUCCAAACUGUGAAAUUAACGUAAAUGAAUGCCAUAGUAAUCCAUGUCGAAAUGGUGCAACAUGUAUUGAUGGAAUUAACAAAUACACUUGUCAAUGCGUUCCUGGAUAUACUGGCAUACACUGUGAAGUUAAUAUAAAUGAAUGUGCGUCAGAUCCAUGCGCUAAUGGCGGUGUUUGUAUUGAUCUUAUUAAUGGAUUCAAGUGCGAGUGCCCGAGAGGUUAUUAUGACGCACGAUGCUUAAGUGAUGUUGAUGAAUGUGCUGUAAAUCCGUGCGUCAAUGGUGGUCGAUGUGAAGAUGGUGUCAAUCAAUUUAUAUGCCAUUGUCUGCCUGGUUAUGGUGGUAAGCGUUGCGAAACAAAUAUCGACGAGUGCAGUUCUAACCCAUGCCAACAUGGUGGAUUAUGUACCGACUUAUUAAAUGCUUACUCAUGCACUUGUAUGCCUGGAUAUACUGGAAAGAAUUGUGAAACAAAUAUUGAUGAUUGUAUCAAUAAUCCAUGUAAAAACGGUGGAUCAUGCAUAGAUCAUGUCAAUAGCUACAAUUGUGUCUGCAGAAUUCCAUAUACUGGUAGAAAUUGUGAAACACAAAUGGAUCCAUGUGCUCCAAAUCGAUGUAAAAAUGGCGCAAAAUGUACACCAAGUACAAAUUAUCAAGAUUUUUACUGUACAUGCCCAAUUGGAUAUACUGGACGUUUGUGUGAUGAAGAUAUCAAUGAAUGUGAACAAUCAGUCUCACCAUGCAGAAAUGGAGCAACUUGUAGAAACAUUAACGGGUCAUAUCAAUGUCUUUGUGCUAAAGGCUAUGAAGGAAAGGAUUGUACAAUAAAUACAGACGAUUGUGCAUCUUAUCCUUGUCAAAAUGGUGGAACUUGUCUCGAUGGUAUUGGAGAUUAUACAUGCAUGUGCAUUGAUGGCUUCGAAGGAAAGCACUGCGAAGAAGAUGUCGAUGAAUGCUUGUCUCAGCCAUGUCAAAAUGGAGCAACAUGCAAGCAGUACGUCAAUUCUUACACUUGUACAUGUCCUUUGGGCUUUUCGGGUAUGGCAUGUCAGACAAAUGAUGAAGAUUGUUCAACGACGUCAUGCUUAAACGGUGGUACUUGUGUUGAUGGAAUAAACAGCUAUAACUGCUCAUGUAAGCCAGGAUUUACUGGAUCAAACUGUCAAUACAAAAUCAAUAAAUGCGACUCGAGUCCAUGCAAGAAUGGAGCAACAUGCUUUGAACAGAACAACGAUUAUGAAUGUCAUUGUGCUUAUGGAUAUCAAGGAAAGCAAUGCCAAAACUUUAUCGAUUGGUGCUCACAAAAUCCAUGUGAGAAUGGCGCAACUUGUGUACAACAAAAGAACGUUUUUCAUUGUGACUGCUCGCCUGGAUGGACUGGAAAAAUGUGUGAUGUAGAAAUGGUGUCAUGCAAGGAUGCAUCAUUAAGAAAAAGUGUUCAGUUUAAUAAAUUGUGUAAUAAUGGAACAUGUGAGGAUAUUGGAAAUUCACAUAGAUGCCACUGUCAUCAAGGAUAUUCUGGUUCAUAUUGUCAAACUGAUAUCGAUGAAUGCGCCUCACUUCCAUGUCAAAAUGGAGGCAUCUGCCGAGAUCUGGUUGGUGGCUAUAAAUGUAUUUGCCGUAAAGGCUUUCAAGGUCAAAAUUGUGAACUUAAUAUUGAUGAUUGUAAACCAAAUCCAUGUCAAAACGGUGGUACAUGUCAUGAUGGAUUAGGGACAUUCAGCUGUUCGUGUCCUCCGGGUACGGUUGGAUUAAUUUGUGAAGUAAAUCAAGAUGAUUGUGAACCUGGAGCUUGCCAUAACAAUGGAUCAUGUAUUGAUAAAGUCGGAGGCUUUGAAUGUCGCUGUCCACCUGGAUUUGUAGGAAGCAGAUGUGAAGGAGAUAUCAAUGAAUGCCUUUCAAAUCCUUGCUCCAAUGCUGGAACUCUUGAUUGUGUUCAAAUGGUUAAUGAUUUCCAUUGUAAUUGUAAGCCUGGAUUUAUGGGAAGACACUGUGAAACUAAAGUCAACUUCUGCCUAAACUCACCAUGUUUAAACGGUGGUUUUUGUACUCCAUUAUCAACAGGACAUCAUUGUUCUUGUGCUGAAGGAUUUUAUGGCAAAAAUUGUGAAUUUAGUGGACAUGAUUGUGAUUCAAAUCCUUGUAAUGCUGGAGAAUGCUUGAUAUUGGAUAAUGGUGGAUAUCGAUGUGAAUGUCCAUAUGGAACCGAUGGAAAACAUUGUGAAGUUGAUACAAUUGACGAAUGCUUAUCAAGUCCAUGCAAACAAAAUGCUCGAUGUGUCAACAAGAUGGGAGACUUUGAGUGUAUAUGCCCAAAUAGAUAUCGUGGCAAAACAUGUGAAAUUUUCGAUAGAAAUUUCAACAAAAUCUCUUAUACGAAUGAUGUAAGUUAUCCACAAGAUGAAUGUGUAAAGCGUGGCUGUCCAUCAAAACAAGGAAAUGGAAAAUGCGAUGAAGAAUGUAAUACACUAGCUUGUGACUUUGAUGGAAAUGACUGUUCAUUAGGUGAGAGUCCAUGGAAAAAUUGUACAGCACCGAUUGACUGUUGGAAAGUUUUCGCUGAUGGUGUUUGUAAUGAAGAAUGUAAUACACAAGAGUGUCUUUUUGAUGGCCGCGAUUGUGAAAGAAAAUUACAGCCUUGCAAUCCCGCAUUUGAUUCCUAUUGUAGAAAACAUUACGCUAAUGGUUUUUGUGAUUAUGGUUGUAACAACGCUGAAUGUGACUGGGAUGGUCUCGAUUGUGAAGAAAAAGAACCUCCAAAAUUGGCAGAUGGAGUUAUUUCCAUCAUACUUUUAAUGGAAAUACAAGAAUUUAAGCGAAAUGUCAUUCCAUUCUUGAGAGAUAUGGGACAUCAAUUGAGAACAACUGUACGAAUUAAGAAAGAUGGAUAUGGAAAUGACAUGAUAUUCCCAUGGAAAGGAAAGAGCAGUGUACCAGGCUUAGAAGAUUCAGACUUUACUCGUAAACAUCGAAUUCAUAUUACUGAAAGAGUAUCAAGAAAUGGAGUUCAAGUAUACUUAGAAAUUGAUAAUCGUAAAUGCGCUGGAGUGGCUGGUUCUGAAUGUUUCUCGACUGCAUCUGAUGCAGCACAAUAUCUAGCAGCUACAGCAGUCAAACAUAAUCUUCCAUUGAACUAUCCUAUUUAUGCAGUUAAAGGUCUAGCUACGCCUGAUCCAAAUCCAACUGAUCCGACAAAUACCACAUUAGUUCUGUCAGGAUUCUUAUUCGUUGUUUUCUUUGGGACAUUCCUCGGAGUUCUUGUGACUACACAAAGGAAGCGUUCACACGGAGUGACUUGGUUCCCAGAAGGAUUCUUCACAAAUAAUAAUAAUAAUAGCAACAACAACAAUACUCGUCGACAAACAUCAAGACGAAGAGGACCUGAUGGACAAGAAAUGAGAAACUUGAACAAAAACUCAUUUGGAGAUAUCAAUCGUCAAAUUGGACAUUCUCAGCAGUGGUCUGAUGAUGAAUCAGAAUUACCACAACCGAAAAGAUUGCGUCCAUUGGAUCUCGAGUAUUCAAGUGAUCAUACAAUCAUUACAGACUAUGAAGAAGCUGAUGCAAGAGUUUGGUCUCAGCAGCAUUUAGAAGCAGCUGAUAUUCGAGUUCCACAAGCGAUGAUGACACCACCAAAUCAUCAUGAUGGUAAUAAUGAAAUUGAUGUUCGAGGACCUUGUGGUAUGACACCAUUAAUGGUAGCUUCAAUUCGAGGCGGAGGCAUUGAUAAUGGAGAAGACAUAGAUGCAACGGAUGACACGACUGCACAAAUUAUUUCAGAACUAGUUGCACAAGGUGCUGAACUUAAUGCAACGAUGGAUAAGACUGGUGAAACUUCAUUACACUUAGCUGCUCGAUAUGCACGAGCAGAUGCUGCCAAGAGAUUAUUAGAUGCCGGAGCUGAUGCAAAUAGUCAAGACAAUACUGGCCGUACACCAUUGCAUGCAGCUGUGGCUGCAGAUGCAAUGGGAGUUUUCCAAAUAUUACUUAGAAAUAGAGCAACAAAUUUGAAUGCAAGAAUGCAUGACGGUACUACACCAUUGAUAUUGGCUGCCCGAUUAGCUAUUGAAGGAAUGGUCGAAGAUCUUAUAAAUGCUGAUUCAGACAUUAAUUCAGCCGAUAAUUCUGGAAAGACAGCAUUACACUGGGCUGCUGCUGUAAAUAACGUUGAAGCUGUAAAUAUUCUAUUACUACAUGGAGCUAAUCGUGAUGCACAAGAUGAUAAGGAUGAGACACCAUUAUUCUUGGCGGCACGUGAAGGAUCUUUCGAAGCUUGUAAAGCACUCUUAGAUAAUUUUGCAAAUCGUGAGAUAACAGAUCACAUGGACCGAUUACCAAGAGAUGUAGCAGCUGAGCGAUUACAUCAUGACAUUAUUCGAUUGCUAGACGAUCAUGUUCCAAGAAGUCCACAACAAUUAGUGACUGUCAUUCCGAAUGCUAUAAUUAAUUCGCCAUCAUCACAUCAAUUGAUCUCUCAACCCACAGUAAUUCCUACUUGUAAACAAACUAAACAGACGAAAAAGCGUCAGAAAAUUGAAGCAAAUCCAACGAGUCCCGAGUCCGUUGGAGGUGAGCAUUUUGUGAAACAGCGGAAGCCUAGCGUAAAGAAGCAAAGCAAGAAGCAAAAUAUUGAAGCAACGAAUAAUGUGAUUGAGCGAACGAUAAUGACUGAACGUUCGAGCAGUACAAACACAAAUAAUAAAAAUAAUAAUAAUAUUGAGCAAACUGCUGUUCUGCAAGAGAAUCAGCUCCAAGAAAUUGAGGAUCUUCUGAGCUCAGUUGAAUCUCCCGUUGGUAAUAUUCCUAGCAAUAGUCCUUAUGAUACUACAAGUAUCUACUCAAAUGCCAUGGCAGCCUUCGAUAUGGACUUCCUUAAUACAAAUAAUAAUAACAAUAACAACAAUAAUAAUAAUAAUAAUAUAAAUAAGAAGAAACAGCCACCUAGCUAUGAGGAAGUUAUAAAAAACUCACAGCAAGCACAAAAUGUUUAUGGGAUGAAUCAUCCCUUUCCUGACAGAUUCCUCCAGCAAAAUGGAGGACCCAAAAGCGUAGCAAGUUCAAGUGAGCAGGGUUCACUCUCACCACCAUACUCGAAUCAAUCUCCGCCAUAUUCCGUUCAAAGUAGUAUGGUGCUGUCACCUCAAGGAUAUUUAAGUUCUCCAUCGCGACACAAUCUUCCUAAUUCACCUCAAACAAACUCAUCAGCAAUGAGACAUACUCCUCAAAGUACUUUAAUUGAUGGAAACUCAAAUGGGAGUGUGCAUCCGCAUCAUCAAAUGAAUUUCGACUACAACAAUCACCCAAAUGGACUAGAAUUGGCUGGGUUUUGUAGUCCGGCAGGUGCCGCAUCUACAUUGACAUCACCGUCACAAGGCAGUAUUCAUUCUCCCCAACAUGUACAAUCUCCAAUACAUAAUCAAACACAAUCCUUCUAUCACAUUCAACAAAAUCAAUUAACAGCUGGAUCGUCAAAGCCAUCAUUUUAUCAAUAUCUCACGCCACCCAGUCACAAUGACAGUGGGAAUCAGACACCGCAGCAUAUGGUUCAAUCAUUAGAUAGCUAUCCUACACCAUCACCUGAAUCGCCAGGCCAUUGGUCAAGUUCACAAUCGCCUCAUUCAAUAUCGGACUGGUCUGACACACAUUCACCGGCGAAUCAGAAUCAUUAUGUAUCUACUAACAGUCAUCAAGGAAAUAAAGGGUCUGAAGCCAUUUAUAUUUAAAGAAAAGUAAUUUCAUUCAUAGAAAAUGACAUGAUUAGAUUAUGAAGAAUUUUAGUGUAAUUAUUUCGACAAUUUUUAAAAUUUUAAGAAGACGAAUGAAAAAAAAAUUAAUUUUAAGUUAUUUUAAAAGUUAAAAUUUUAAGACUUUAGAAAGUAAAACAAAUGAAUAAGCACAAGUUAAAUUUGUUGGAUAAAUUAUCGUAGGCUUUCCACACGACAAUAAAGAAUCUUUACUAUUUUUGCCUUUGGGGUCAUUCAAAAAUGACGUCAAUUUCUCCUCCUGUAAGAAUUUUAUUUUAAAGUAUCAUAAAGCUCUAAUCCAAUUUUCCCUCCUGAAACUAGAACAUCAUUUAUGAAUGACCCCGUUGUAAGCAUUUGAACUACUUAUUUUUAUAUAUAAAUUAAUUUUAUUAAUUUUCUUUGUUAAGUGACAUAAAUGUUAUGCUCGAAAAUUUUUGAAAAGAGAAAAUGAAUCAUUAUUCAAGACAAACAUUUUUUUUUGGAAAUCCUUGAAAAACGAAACUCUCAUGUAAUAUAAAAUCUGUGAUUAAGAUUUUGUAAGUAAGUAGAAAUGAUUAGAUAUUAAGACGAAUCAUUAAAAUAAAUUUUCAUACAUAAAAUAAAACAUAAAAAAGAAAUAAAUAAAUUUCAAACGAGG
Messenger RNA from Chironomus riparius, 8767 nucleotides. NCBI's taxonomy places the organism in Eukaryota, Metazoa, Arthropoda, Insecta, Diptera, Chironomidae. The record is from the annotation of a GenBank genome assembly.